Molecule: messenger RNA, 516 nt
Organism: Melospiza georgiana
Lineage: Eukaryota; Metazoa; Chordata; Aves; Passeriformes; Passerellidae
Product: translation initiation factor IF-2
Exons: 1
Coding region: 1-516 (171 amino acids)
Source: RefSeq, a predicted model, not a curated record
AUGCGCAGGGAACGGCGGCCGGGCGCGCGUGUGUGUGCGUGUGUGCGCGUGUCUCUGUCCGUCUGUCCGUCUGCGUGUGCGUGUCCGUGUGUGUGCGCGUCUGCGUGUGGGUGGGCGCGGGCAGGCAGGAGCGCGGCCCGUGCGCGCACACAGCGCCCAGCGGCGGGCGGGCAGCUGCGCCCCGGCGGCAGCGACCGCGCUGCCCCCGCCCGCCGCUCGCCCCCACGGGGCGGGACGCGCCGGGCCCCGUCCCGUCCGGCCCCGCCCCGCCCCGCCCGGGCGGGCACCCGCCGCGGCCCCCCUUCCCUCGCCCCGCCGCAACCCCGCCGCCGGGCCGCGGGCAGGCGCCCGGGCGGGUCCGCGGGCAGCCGAGCCCCGGCCGCGGUGCCGGAGACGGCGCUCCGCAGCCUGCCGCCCCUCCCGUCUGCGAGGGGCGCGCACCGGUGCGCCCCGGCUGCGGGAAGGGUUCGCCUCAUCCCCGUUGCCAGCAAGGCGCUCAGGGGAGCCUUUGCCUAA